Molecule: messenger RNA, 1817 nt
Organism: Corythoichthys intestinalis (scribbled pipefish)
Lineage: Eukaryota; Metazoa; Chordata; Actinopteri; Syngnathiformes; Syngnathidae
Gene: drg2
Product: developmentally regulated GTP binding protein 2
Exons: 14
Coding region: 223-1317 (364 amino acids)
Biological process (GO): cytoplasmic translation
Cellular component (GO): cytoplasm
Molecular function (GO): GTPase activity; GTP binding
Source: RefSeq, a predicted model, not a curated record
CUUAAGUCAAUGACACUGUAAGCGAAGAAGAAGGUUUGCCCCGAGUCGACUCGCACUAGUCUAGGCUUCCAGGGUUUGGGCAUUGGAAGCAUGCUGAGUAGAGGAUCUUAUGUUUAACUGUGAACGUGCAUUGCUGCAGCUGUCUAAACUGUAGGCGCCGCACACUUUGAAUGUAGAUCCCAACUAAACAGCUUGCUACUGCAGUCCAGCUGAAUCGACACGAUGGGGAUUUUGGAGAAAAUCUCCGAAAUUGAGAGAGAAAUUUCUCGGACCCAGAAAAACAAAGCCACUGAGUACCAUCUAGGCUUGCUGAAAGCCAAGUUAGCCAAAUACAGAUCUCAGCUGCUGGAGCCCUCCAAAUCGGCGGGGGCCAAAGGUGAAGGCUUCGAUGUGAUGAAAUCUGGAGAUGCACGUGUUGCUCUCAUUGGUUUCCCAUCAGUGGGUAAGUCCACUUUCCUCAGCUUGAUGACAUCAACUGCCAGUGAAGCUGCUUCCUAUGAGUUCACCACCCUCACAUGCAUACCAGGUGUCAUUGAGUACAAAGGGGCCAACAUCCAGUUGCUGGAUUUGCCAGGAAUCAUUGAGGGUGCUGCUCAAGGUAAGGGAAGGGGUCGUCAGGUCAUCGCCGUGGCCAGAACGGCAGACGUUGUCAUCAUGAUGCUGGAUGCUACCAAAGGGGAUGUCCAGAGAACGCUUUUAGAAAAAGAGUUGGAGUCGGUGGGCAUUAGACUUAACAGGGAAAAACCCAAUAUAUAUUUCAAGCAAAAGAAAGGCGGAGGCCUGUCCUACAACUCCACAGUACCUCUUACCCACUGUUCGGAAAAGCUUGUUCAGCUCAUUCUUCAUGAAUAUAAAAUCUUUAAUGCCGAAGUCCUCUUCAGGGAGGAUAGCACGCCGGACGAGUUCAUCGAUGUCAUCGCUGGGAACAGAGUUUACAUGCCUUGUCUAUAUGUGUACAAUAAGGUGGAUCAAAUCUCUAUCGAGGAGGUAGAUCGUCUUGCCCGCAGACCUCACAGCGUUGUCAUCAGUUGUGGGAUGAAGCUCAAUCUGGAUUAUCUUCUAGAGACGUUGUGGGAAUACCUGUCUUUGAUUUGCAUUUUUACCAAAAAAAGAGGAGAACGCCCAGACUUUAAUGAUGCCAUCAUCAUGAGAAGAGGAGCAAGUGUAGAACAUGUGUGCCAUAGCAUCCACAGAACCUUAGCGAGCCAGUUCAAGUAUGCUCUGGUUUGGGGAACCAGCACAAAGUACAGUCCUCAAAGGGUGGGCCUGACGCACAUCAUGGAACACGAAGACGUCAUCCAGAUCGUCAAGAAGUAAAAUGAUUAGCAGUCAUUAUGAACACUCUGCUAGAGCUGUCACUGGCAUUAAAAUGAACGGCAAAGGUGUACGUAGCCUUGUUUGUAGUAUAAGUGCACCCCCAAAUCUCUUUAUAUUACUAUUAACAAACAGAUCUGAGUUGUGCAAAAGUUGAUUCAUUUACAGUUUAAUUAAUCCAACAAAAAGAUGCAUUGAAUAAAGAAAGUUCACAUAACUUUAAAACCAAAAUAUUCUUGUUUGUUUCAUCAUUAAACAGCAUAUAUCCUCUGUUAAUAAGUAUAUAUAAAAUUGUCAACUCGACAUUGAUACUCCAAAAUUUUUUUAGCAUAUACAGUUUUCAAUACGGAAAAACACCAAAUUGUUAUAUUUUUGUUUAUAUCGACUGUUAAGAUGCCAUUGAUGAUGAGAAAUGUAUAAUCAUGUGGCUUGUAAAAAACAUAUAAAAACAGUUUAUCACCAGUAGAUGUCAAAUCUUUUUGAAUUAAGAGUGUAUGGAGGUA